This is a messenger RNA of Amborella trichopoda, 2378 nucleotides long. NCBI's taxonomy places the organism in Eukaryota, Viridiplantae, Streptophyta, Magnoliopsida, Amborellales, Amborellaceae. The record is from RefSeq and is a predicted model, not a curated record.
AACUGAAGGGACGAUUGAGGGGCUAUCACUAUUAGGGUGUGGAAAUUAAGGUUUGAGCGACAAUAAGUUUUCGGAUGUUAUACAUCCCAAAUGAAGUUUUCGGAUGCACAACAUCCAAAAAUAUCAUCAUUUCCGAGGUUGGACAUCCGAAAUUAGUAUAUUUUCAUAUAUUUUACAUUUGAAAAUGGCUCUGUGAAUAUCUAGCAAGUCUGGAUAUUCACAGUGAAGUUUUCGGAUGUCAUAAUUCGGAUAUUGAACAUCCGAAAAGGGGAAAAAAUACUAUUGAAGCUGCAUCUAUUUUUGGAUAUUGAACAUCGAAAAACGGAAAAACAAUACUAUUGGAGCUGCAUCUAUUUUGGGAUGUUGAACAUCCGAAAUUUUCACAAAUUCGGAUGUUGAACAUCCAAGCAAAAUUGUCUUUUUUAAAAAUGAUAUAGAAGAUGAAAAACGAAUUGAUAUGUAAUAAAGAAAAUCAUUUGAUGUAACUACAGUAAUAACAACGUAACUAUACCAGAUUUUUAGGUAAUUUUCUCUUUUCAAUACAUGAAUAGCAAAUUUUUUAUGAGUAACGAGGUGAAGCUCUACUUAUUUGGCAUACGUGCUGCCUUAUCAAACCGUUUUCCUUCGGGAAUAUGCCACGUGUGCCUCAGCUUGGGUAGGGUGUACAUAAACCGCACAUGUAGGGUCAUACCAGUAAUUUAAAAAUAAGUAACCCGAUCCAAAUCGGGUGAUCCAGAUUAGAAAAUGCCGUGAGCUUCCCGGAUUCAGUAAAAAAAAAAGCCGGGAUUCCGAGUACAUGGAUAUAGGUAGUUUACUGGCUUCUUUUUCCAAAUUAAUCCCUCUUUGAGGGUUUUGAUUUAUGAGGUGGAAGGUUUGUUUAGAGAGAGAGAGAGAGAGAGAGAGAGAGAAAAUGGCUGGUAUUGAGUCGAUUAGUGUUGAUGAUGAUGAGAGAGAAAGAGGAAUGGAGCCUAGAAGGACUUCUAUCGCUUCUAAUGGCGAAGCUGCCCAUCUAGAGCUGGAGAUCAGUCCCCUGAUCGACCAUGAAGAACCCCAUGUUCAGAAACCCAAGAUGACAAUCUUCACUGUUUCUUACCCAAGAGAUAAAUCCAAGGAGCGGGAAGCAGUAGAAAUUGACACAGAUUGUUCUGUAUUUUAUCAAUUUGUUUUGUGGACAUGGAGCGGAUCGCGAUACUCAGGUUUCCUAUGCAUGGCAUCAUCUUCCGUGAUCUAUAGCAUCAUGGAAUUUUUGUUGCAACUAUUCCCAGUGAAAUCAAUUCCAUUAUUCGAAAUUAUCUUUGCAAGAUGUACAAUUAUCUUGAUCUUGUCGCUUGUGUGGUUGAGAAGGUAUGGGCAACCAGUACUUGGACCACCGCAUGUCAGAACUCUUUUGAUAUCAAGAGCACUGAUGGGGUAUCUAUCUCUAAUGACUUUUGUAUAUAGUAUUCAAAGGUUACCACUUUCUGAUGCAAUUCUUUUUAACUUGAGUACUCCCAUCACCGGAUCAAUUUUUGCCCAAGUCAUCUUCCAUGAGAAAUUGGCUCUUGUUGAUAUUGGAGGUUUAUCUUGCAGCUUUCUUGGCCUGCUAUUGAUUUUUCGACCGAUUUUUUUUCUACAAGGAGGAUUAUCAGAAGGUGGUGAAUAUAGUAUGGCACUUGUUUCUAAAGAAACUGUGGACAAAUAUGCAGUCCUAGUUGCCUUACUUUCAUCAUUGUAUGGUGGAGUUAGCUAUUGCUUGGUACGGGCAGGAGCAAAGGCAUCUGAACAACCUAUGGCCACCGUGUUAGCGUUUGCUCUAUUUGCCAGUCCUGCUGCAUUAGUGUGUACAUUAGUCUUUGAGGACUUCGUUCUUCCUGACAUGCAAACACUUCUUAUCAUGAUUAUAGUUGGAUUUUUGGCAUUUGUUGCAGAGUUGUUUUUGGCACGUGGGCUUCAGCUUGAGAAAACAAGUAAAACAACCAAUAUCCUAUUCAUUGAGGUCUUUCUGUCCCAAAUGUCAGGCUUCACAUUCCUUGGGCAGGCUCCAUCCUUUCUUAGACUCGUUGGUUGUAUGCUUAUUCUGGUUUCAGUUUUGAGUACAUUUUACUUUGGGCCUGAGAAAGUGCUGGAGUGAUGGUUCCUUAUGCCACUCUGGAUUGCUGAGCAUAUUGGUGGGGACCAGGUAGGGAUUCUAUUUCUUUUAUGAAAAGGCAUAAAAUACCUAACCAUCCACUGCAGAGCUAGAGAAUCCAUUGUUCGUCAUUAGCGGCAAGUGAAGAUUCUUCUCCGUCUCCCUCAAUCUCUUCAGUGUUGACCAUCGAUUUUGAGUUAGCAAUUGCAACUCCUAAGCUACAAUUUAUUUAUGGGGAAAUAUCUCCGUAUACUUUUUUUUAAGUUUUAUU